UAGACACGUAGCUCGAAACAACGUGGGGGCUAGUUCGACCCGUGUUUUUCGUAGUGGAGGCUGCCCGACUGCAGUCCGACAGCCGCAGCCGAGGACCUUUCCACCGCCAACGAUUUUGGACGACUGGGCGAAAGUGAUGUUCCAACAAUGCCGAUAGUGGAUAAACUCAAGGAGGCUUUAAAACCGGGCCGAAAGGAGACAGGCGAUGAAGGUGACCUCAACAAACUGUUGGCUUCUUCUGCCAAGAAGGUCCUGCUGCAGAAGAUAGAGUUUGAGCCUGCCAGCAAGGGUUUCUCCUAUCAACUGGAUAGCUUAAAGAACAAGUAUGUGAUCCUCAAUCCCAGGAAUGAGGGCGCUACAGGGCAGAAGGCCACAGAGCCUGCCCAAAUAAAGAGGCAAGUCUCGGAGAACGUGGUUGGGGGCCAGAGCGAUGGGAUCCCUGCACCACAGAAGAUGCUCUUUCCAGGAAACAAGCUCACCCUCAAAUGGGAGCGUGUGUACCGGGUGGGAGCCGGCCUCCACAACUUGGGAAACACCUGCUUCCUCAACUCCACAGUGCAGUGUCUCACCUACACCCCGCCACUCGCCAACUACUUACUCUCAAAGGAGCACAGCCGUGCCUGUCACCAGUCAGGCUUUUGUAUGAUCUGUAUAAUGCAGAACCAUAUCAUCCAAGCGUUCGCCAACACAGGCAAUGCCAUCAAGCCCGUCUCCUUCAUCAGAGAUCUGAAAAAAAUUGCCCGACAUUUUCGCUUUGGAAGCCAGGAGGAUGCCCAUGAGUUUUUGCGGUACACCAUCGAUGCCAUGCAGAAAGCCUGUCUAAAUGGCUACCCUAAGCUUGACAGGCAGACCCAGGCCACAACGUUGGUUCACCAGAUCUUUGGAGGCUACCUCAGGUCAAGAGUGAAAUGCUCUAUUUGUAAAAGUGUGUCUGACACGUAUGACCCUUACCUGGACAUUGCUGUGGAGAUUCGGCAAGCAGCAAACAUUGUGCGAGCCCUGGAACUGUUUGUUAAACCAGAUGUGUUGAGUGGAGAGAAUGCCUACAUGUGUGCCAAGUGCAAAAAGAAAGUGCCAGCAACCAAGCGCUUCACAGUCCAUCGAACAUCCAACGUUCUGACUCUUUCACUGAAGAGGUUUGCCAACUUCAGCGGUGGGAAAAUAACAAAGGAUGUUGGAUAUCCAGAAUUCCUGAACAUCCGCCCCUACAUGUCUCAGAGCUCAGGCGACCCUGUUAUGUACGGCCUCUAUGCUGUUCUGGUGCACUCUGGGUACAGUUGUCACGCUGGCCACUACUAUUGCUAUGUCAAGGCGAGCAAUGGACAGUGGUACCAAAUGAAUGAUUCAAUGGUGCACUCUAGUAACAUCAAAGUGGUGUUGAACCAGCAGGCCUAUGUGCUGUUCUACCUGAGGAUCCCUGAAACCAGGAAGAAUGCAGACGGGCAGAGCACCAAGCAGGGAAUGUUGCAUCCAGGGAAGAACAGCGUGUCGUCUGAACAGAUAAAGAGGGCCAACCUGAACGGACCUCUCUCCUCCCCGCAGGUCACAAAGAAACUUGAGCCUGCACAACUGCGUAAGAUCCAGUCAGUGGACGGUGGGUUGGGCCUCCCCAUUUCCAGGAACGGUGUGAGCUCUCAGCCACAACCCAGACUUUCGAACUGGAUGUCAUCGUCCAGUGGCCCACCGAAGCUGCCAGGUGGACCCACUGUCAUCGAGGAGCCUUUCAAGAAGCUUAAGAAGCCGUCUCCCCAGAGCCAAGUGCAGUCCCGCAGCGUCACUCCAACCCCUUCCAACAACGGGCUCAGCAGGACGGAGGGAGAGAAAAAGCAAGGUGGCGAGGGCAGAGGCAUUUCGACAUCUACCUCUUUUAAGUCUUUGUCUGACUCUUCCUCUGCCGACACCACCGAGUCAAAGGACUCUCCCAAAAGUGCGCCAGUAGGAGAGACGCCCUCCACCCCUCGGAAAGGCUACAACGGCCUGGCGUCUCCAGCCAAGAGCGUGGAGCGCUCGCAGAGUGCAGAGGAGCCGAAGACGGCGAAAAUAAAACCCCCAGCCCUCAACAACAUCGCAUCGGAAGCCACCAGCACCAUGUCACCUCCACCUGCCAAGAAACUGGCCCUGUCGGCCAAGAAGGCUCGCAACCGGAGUCCGAGCAACAUUGAUGCUCUGCCCCCAUUGUCACGCCAGCUGUCCAGUGACCCCACGCAUCAAAAUCAACAUAAUCACCUCACCUUUGCCUCAGCUUCUCACACUCACAGAGCUGGUCCAUUCCAUUCGCCUAAAGUCCAGUCACCGCCUUUUGCCCACUCAAGUGGAUCCUUCAAACAGCAGAGCCCUCAGAAACAGUCCCUUCUUUCCACACUGCAAAAACCAAAUGCCAGCCUUUCUCUUAAAACCAACGGGCUUCACAGUCCCGGCCCAAAGACCCCAAGGUCUUCCAACAACCUCAGCUCCGCGGUCCAAGAGCCAGACCUCAACGGCGCUUCAACUCAAAAGGUCAACCAAAAGAAAAAGAAGAAAAAGAAGCGAUGCCACUCUGAAGUGGAGCCCGACGCAAAGCCGGUCACAUCCCCAGCAACAGUGACACAGGCCAACCCUUUGGAAUCGGCAAGUGAGAAGAAGCGCAAGAAGAAAAAGAAGAAGCGUAAGAGGGAGAUUGAGGAUGAAAAGAAGGCGACGGAGAGGGAGUGUGUCCCGUCUCAUCUCGACACAUCAAACCAGGAAGAGGAUUGGUGUCAGGGCGGCAUGUGGAGUCUGACAUCCAAUCCAGGCGCAGAACCGUCUAAGCAAAAGCCUCAGUUAGCUUCCGCAAAUCCAACUCAGUGUGAGUCAAAUCAGAAAGAACAGGGAAGGGACUCUGUGUCGUUGAAGAAGAAGAAGAAGAAGAAGAAGAAGAUGCAGCUGGUGGAGGCUCUGCAGGACACAACCUCAGCGUGCGCUGCGACAGAAAGCACUUCUGGUACGAAGGCCGCAGCCAUUCAAAAUGAUACGGGAGAGUCGAUAAAGUUGAAAAAGAAGUUAAAGAAGAGGAGGCUAAAAGAAGAGGUGAGACUGUGGGAGGAGAGCAGGCGUUCAGACGAGCAGAACGAUGAGCGUGACGCGGCGGAGCCACAUUCGAAGAAGAGCGCCGCCGAGGACGACGACAAAAUGAGCAAACAAAGUACCGCCACAGUGGUAGUGUGGGACAGCCAAGUGAAGGACGGCUACAAACGCAGCCAGGCUCCGGCGACUGAUGGAAGUGCAUCCGGAGACAACACCACGACUGCUCCUGUGGCCUGGGAUGGAAAAAAGACGAGUGGCGUUGUAGAAGAGCUGCUCAGGAAUGCCACAGACAAGGCCUACGGAGCCAACGUCCUCAGCUGGGAUGGAGAGGUCUCUGCCAUCAGUAAAGAUGCCAUUGAAGACGUCCGCCAUGCAAAGAAUGACGCUGUGAUUGAUGAGUGGGAUGAAGACUUUGACAGGGGAAAGGUGAAGAAAAUUAAAAACUUUAAAAGAGAAAAUUGGAGGACUGGCAGCAGCAUCUUCCAGAAGAUCCAGGACAGAAAGAACAAGUGGUCUGUAACACCCGGAGGGAAAAGAGUUUUCGGAGUCCGACGUUGAGAUGCCAGAGUGCUGUUGAGGUCACGCGGACUGGAAAUCGAGACAAUACUGUAUACCAAAUUUAUUAUUUUUAUUUUAAUUUUUGUUUUUUUUUAUUUUUCCCUCUCUCGUGUUCACUUCCGAACCAUAUUCAAGGAUAGGAUUGAGCCAAAAGCAGCACAGCAGACUGUUAACUGUUUCACUGACAGUCUCAAAUUAAAAUUAACUAACAUCAAUUGUUUUUCCUUCACUGGCCACCUGAAUUGAACAACUCACAUCCCCUUUUAAUCCAAAUGUGGCUCAAGUUUUUUUAAAUUCAUGAAGUAUUUAACAGAAAACCCUUCAUCAUCAACAUCCACGUCACAUGAAUUACUGUACGUUGGCAUCUUUCGAGCCUUAGUUAUUGUCCUGAAACUUUAUGAAGUUAAAAACAGUUAAUCAUAUUUUGUGAAAGAUGAGAUGAUCAGAGAUGAGAAAGAAAAUCUGCAACUCUUAAAAAUCCUGAAUUCGAUCUCGGAAUAUGCUGCUUUUGCAGACUUAAGGGCUCAGUUGGUUGCUGAGUUUUUUUUCUUUCUUUUUUUACCUUUCUCCUGAAAUUAUACCAAAUUCAAUGAUCCAAAAUUGUUAUUUGUUAAAUUUAAAAUUUCUUUUAGUUCAUACAUUUAUCUGCUUCUCGGUUUGUUUUUAUGCACCACAUUUCGCCAACAUGUUGUUGGUGAAAUUCAGGUUUAAAAAUGGGUUCUUGUUGAAAUUGGUUCAAAAACGUGACGCGUUAAAUUUAGUUUUUAUUUCUGCCAUCUUGGUUAUGUGCCAUGUUUGUUUGUUUUUUUUAAAAACAGACUUAAUGGCAAUACGUUUAAAACCACGAAUAAGUGCUCAGCUGUUUUGUGUAAACAUUUUUGACUGUUUGUGGAAAUGCAGAAGAACAACACAUUAGUGCAAUGUGCAUUUGCAGAGUUGAUGUUGUGGUUGUUUUGAGGAAAAUCGGACAAGAGCAUUUAUUUUCUACUGUGCAGCUGUUAAAACUCUGUAGCUCUUCUCACCAGUCCACAGUUUGGGCGGCUCUGUCUGGAUGUUUCCCAUUCUCUGUAACAAACCUCACCACAAACAGUUCUUUAACCAAUGUACUGAAAUAAAAGGGUUAAAUUUUAUACUUCAGGCACUGUGUUGGAAUGGGACUGCCACAUGCUACUUAAUUUAUUUCCCUCUUGUAUCUUAUAAACUCUAUGCAAUUAUUCUGAUGCUCAUGCUGGUCACUUACAAACUGGGCUGAGACUCAGGAAUCAGACAUCCUGUAUCCCAUCUUCAUCCCCGAUCAGACGGCCGUUUCAUGUGACAGAACCACCAUUUUGCAUCCUGUACAUCCUGUAGAAACCGUUUUUAUACAAAGUAUUUCAGGUGUGGAAACCAUGGGAUCACCUCGCACCAACCCAGGCACAGACGCGUAGAGAAACUUAACGUCGUAAACAAAAACGCUUUGCCAGUGUAGAAGACUGUACAGUCCCAUCUUGUGCUACCUGUGUUUCCCUACCAACGCUGUAAAGACUUGCCCUUGCAUUUCUUUUCAUUCUAGAAAUGUUGCCUUGAAUUGGCUUUAAAAAGAAAAAAAAAGUAUAGAGUUUAAUGUUAUAAAUAUAUAAUUUAAAAGAAGAAAAGACAUAUUUCUUGUGCAACUAAUACUUGGGUCAGUUGGUGGAUGUUAACUUGGAGAAUUUAUCUGCAAAUGUGUUUUGUUCAUUUGUGCAAAAGAGAGUUGUCCGUUUUUCAGGCAAGAACUUCCCAAUGUCACUGUGCAGGAGAGACUGCGACAGAUUCGUUUGUGGGGUGUGACUCUCAAACAGGACACAGAAGAACUUUAACCAGCGUGAAUGGACGGUCCUCAUGUUUGCAUCGAUGGUUCUAUAUUUUCCACCACCUUUUUUCUGACCAAGGAAAAGACCUUUCAUAAUAAAAGUGGCUCUUACCACACUAGUUAACUAAAAAAAAGGUGCAAUAAAGUUGUGACUUUUGUGA
This is a messenger RNA of Scophthalmus maximus (turbot), 5592 nucleotides long. RefSeq names its product ubiquitin specific peptidase 36 (gene usp36). The transcript is spliced from 20 exons. Gene Ontology annotation, cellular component: cytosol; nucleus. Gene Ontology annotation, biological process: protein deubiquitination; regulation of apoptotic process. Gene Ontology annotation, molecular function: cysteine-type endopeptidase activity; cysteine-type deubiquitinase activity. NCBI's taxonomy places the organism in Eukaryota, Metazoa, Chordata, Actinopteri, Pleuronectiformes, Scophthalmidae. The coding region runs from base 148 to 3600 and encodes 1150 amino acids. The record is from RefSeq and is a predicted model, not a curated record.